CAGCAGCACGUGCUAAGCAUGGAGCGGGAGUGAUGUUGGCCGGGUGGCAGUAUUUUUUGUUAGUCAGAAAAAAUGUUACAGCUGAGUGCAAAAAUUGCCAUGCACAAUUCCUGUGGUGGCACACAACCAUUCAUUCAUUUUGUACCACUUAUCCUCACGAGGGUCACAGGGGGUGCUGGAGCCUAUCCCAGUUGUCUUCGGGCAAGAGGCGGGGUACACCCAGGACUGGUGGCCAGCCAAUCACAGGGCACAUAUAGACAAACAACCAUUCACAUUCAUACCUAUGGACAAUUUGGAGUCACCAGUUAACUUAGCAUGAUUUGGAAUGUGGGAGAAAACCCUCCUAGCUGUGAGGUCUGCGUGCUAACCACUCGACCGCCGUGCAGCCCUGGCACACAACCAGCGAAGUUUAAUACCACCCAUUUGCAGCAGCAUUACACAGUGAAACUCCCACGGGAUGAUAAGUCAUUAGGUGAAAAAGAAAGAUGAUGACCUCUUGUCGGUGGUGAAUGAAAAUAUGAGUUUGAAGCUUAAUUCAGCACCACAAAUCUCACUAUAUUGUGAGGUUUGUGAGGUAUAUGUGAUAUACUGCCACUACAUUGUGGAAAAAACUAUACCUCAGAUGCUUUAAUGAAGUUAAUGGGUCAGUUUUUCAACAUAAGCCACAACAGGCGGGAGGGAGGAGUAUGUUAUUGUAUAUUUGAGCAAAAGUAUUAGAAAAUCAGAACUUUGCAUUUUUCAAAUCAAAAUGCCAAGUCAUCACAAAUGUUCUACAAGUGGAAGAAAAUACAAUGUUGCAGAGUGACGUGUUUGCAUCACUCAUUUGUUAUUCUUUCAUAAAAAGAAGAUAUCCUGAAGACUUAGGACAGACAGUGUGUCUUCCAAAGAAGACAGGGAAUUAAAAAGUAUUCUAUUAUGUUGGCAACGUGAAACAUUUCCAACACCCCUGAGGGCAAAGCAGCUAUCUUUCAAUUCUAGUGAUGUCCCUGAUGUCCAUAACCAUGUCUUAAGAUUGUGCACGGACGACACCAAACGAUACAAGUGGCAGAACUUUUGGAAAACCAAAAAAUAAAACCCACUUGUUUUUCACGGCCCUCGUCACCAACUCACCUGGUGUCUUGCUGCAGAUGCCGGUCUUUUCCUGUAGGAUGCCUGUGAUUGGUGCCGUUGUCUAGAUGCACCUCACCCAGAAAAGGCCCUAAAAGGUCAGGCCCGGGUUAUGCACUGCCCUGAGCCCACCGGGCUGCUGUAGGCUGUUCACUUCCUGGUUCAGAGUAUUGGUCAGACUGGGGUACAGACAUGACCUUUGAUUGAUGUGAACUUUGCUCUCUGCUGCCCCCUUCUGUCCUCUUCACCACCUGACAGGUGAGGAGGGGAGUGUUAAAGUUCAUAGCUACCUGUCAUGUGUCAUACCUGGAACAAACACAAGGGAGACACAGCUGGGGAGGAGAGAGUCAAGCCCCCUCUGCCCCCCAGCAGAGGGGACGAGGGUGGGGUGGCAGGAAGAAGCUGCUUGCCAAUUUGCAUUUAAUGAUCAUACAUAUACGUAUACGAAUGAGCAUGUAUGAUUUAUUCCACUUCAUGGUACGUUGAUCAGUAUGGGUUACAUUUCCGUUGACUUUCUCUGUUGCCUCCAGACCAGAAGGUGGCGCUCUUAUUCCUGAGCGAAGCAUCGCGCUUGAAGAAGACAGACAAGUGCCGGGUGUUGCUAACGCUAGUAUUAUCUCUUGGGCAAGAGACAUUUGAGUUGAUGGUUUUUUCGUUAUAAUGUCGGACUAUUUGUGUUUAAUAGUUGUAUUAAACCAGACGCCCUCCAAGUAACCGAGGGUGAGCACACGGACGGGAAGGGAAGAGAAGCUACUGCUACCAAGGAGAGCCAAAACACUGGCGGCUCGCUGUAGCUGCUACGUGUGUGUAUUGCUGCUGUCUCUGCUAUGAGCAACACUACCCCAAGGACGAGGAGGCGUGCCGAAAGACUUCUUGUGUCCAGAAGCCCCAAACCCACUGGCGCGAAUGCUAGGAGGAGGGCUCAUCCCAACACGAGGGCGAAUGCUAGCAGAAGAACAAGUCCGAGAGCAGACAUGGAGGUGACGACUCCCCCCACGGAGACCAUCGACGUGAUGGACAACACGGUGGACAGUAUGGAUGAGGUGGUGGAUCUGACAUGCGAGGCAUCAGAAGCGUCGCCUGUUGUCGACCUGACCAACAAUGACUCAGUGCUGCUGGUGGAUGAAGGUCCUCAUAACAGGAGACACACGUCAGGCGAGAGCUACGUCGUCAGCAGUGAUGAAGAAGACACAACCCCUGUUCCUAGUGCUUCCACGUUGUCCUCUCUACAGGCCCAGAGCUCUGCCAGGUGGACUCCAGGAACGAUUAGCUGUCCAGUCUGUAUGGACUCCUACUCGGAGAUGGUGGACAGCGGCCGUUUGGUGGUGUCCACCAAGUGUGGACAUGUCUUCUGCAGCCAGUGUCUCCGAGAUGCUCUGUCCAGGUCUCACACAUGUCCCACAUGCCGCAAACGCCUCACCCCCCGCCAGUACCACCCCCUCUACAUCUAAUUGUUGAUUUUUUUUCAUUUUGUGUGUCUACAAAUAGAAAUAAAUAUGUUACAACUGAAAUCGGAACGCUCUUCUAAGCCGCCAUCUUGUUUUUUUUAAAACAAGGUUCAAUCAUUCAAUUGUGCGCAUGACAGCAUUGUCACGAGGAAGGUAAACAUCAUGAGUCAUGACCUGACCAGAUAGACUUGAAGGUCUAGUUUGA
Molecule: messenger RNA, 2760 nt
Organism: Doryrhamphus excisus (bluestripe pipefish)
Lineage: Eukaryota; Metazoa; Chordata; Actinopteri; Syngnathiformes; Syngnathidae
Product: E3 ubiquitin-protein ligase RNF4
Biological process (GO): positive regulation of transcription by RNA polymerase II
Molecular function (GO): zinc ion binding; transcription factor binding
Source: RefSeq, a predicted model, not a curated record